This is a messenger RNA of Parathielavia appendiculata, 963 nucleotides long. RefSeq lists its product as uncharacterized. The coding region runs from base 1 to 963 and encodes 320 amino acids. NCBI's taxonomy places the organism in Eukaryota, Fungi, Ascomycota, Sordariomycetes, Sordariales, Chaetomiaceae. Gene Ontology annotation, molecular function: DNA-binding transcription activator activity, RNA polymerase II-specific; transcription cis-regulatory region binding. Gene Ontology annotation, biological process: regulation of DNA-templated transcription. Gene Ontology annotation, cellular component: RNA polymerase II transcription regulator complex. The record is from RefSeq and is a predicted model, not a curated record. The transcript has 3 exons.
AUGGACUACACGCACACGACCUUCUUUCCCGGCGCCCCACCAUAUCAGUUUGUGGGAGCCCACCACGUCCCUCUGACGCCUUCGCAAAGCAACUCGGUAGCUUCGGAAGACUACAACGCCACAUCGUCUCCGGAACUCUUCGACCAGUAUCCCAACGGAAUCCCUCCUGAGCAGUUCCACACCAACUUCGACAACUACGUCCAGUUCAAUCACGGCCAGGCCUUCCCGGGCCCGCCCACACCGCCCGGCCACCUGCCGGUGCAUUCCGCAGUCGCCCCCGUGAAUGGCGUGGUCCACCAGCCGGGCCCCACCCCGGAGAUGGUCCCUGUCUCGAAGGUCGAGGCCGAUGACCUGGCUCAGAGCCGCAGGCAGGGGUCGAACUCGGAGGAAGACGAUCUGACCCCGGCCCAAUCAAGGCGGAAAGCCCAGAACCGCGCAGCCCAACGAGCAUUUCGGGAGCGCAAGGAACGCCAUGUCAAGGACCUCGAGAGCCGCCUGCACGAGCUGGAACAAGCCAAGCAGGAGGCUGUGUGCGAGAACGAGCGGCUGAAGCGCGACCUCCAGAAGGUGGAGACCGAGAAUGAGAUCCUGCGGGCGACGUCGAUGGCGACCGCAAAAUCCGGGUCUCCCGGGGCAGCAGCCGCGGCGCCUGUGAUUACCGGACCCAUGACGUACAGCCCGACCGACUUCUACUCCAACGUCCUCCAAGGCCACGCCAACAAAUCCCCCAGCCACAGGAUAGUCACGAGCGAGAAGGGAGAGCGCCUCCUCGCGGCGGGCGCAACGUGGGAAGUCAUCAUCAACCACGAGUUGUUCAAGCGGGGGCUCGUCGACGUCGUCCAGGUCAGCGAGCGGCUGAGGCCGCAGGCCAAGUGCGACGGCCAGGGCCCUGUGUUCGAGGAGAGCGCCAUCCUCAAGGCCAUCGAGCAGAGCGUUGCGGAGAACAGCGACGAGCUGAUAUAG